GUGUUUGAUCCGUCGGCGAUUCUGGCCGCCGAGAGCGGCGCGACCGAGCAGAACGAGCCGCCGCGAACGGCAGACCCGCCGACGACGCCAGCUUUCACGCUGCCGCUCUUGCACGAACUACACCCGCUCUGCUACCAACACGGCUACCGCAAGGACCAGGACCAAGUGCGCUCCGAGCGCAGCCCCGUGCAGGUCAUCAAGUACCUCGCAAGCCUGGAUCUGCUCGUGAUCGCGGCCGGCGAUUUGAAGCUGACGUUUUGGCAGCCGAACGCGCUCUUCAUGACCGAGUCGCCCGAGCCCGUGUACGUUGCGAGCACGGAGCACCCGCAGCGUGUUCUCGAGUGGGCGCCCACGGCCUCGCGCAUCUUCUCGCUCGCGACCGACAAUGCGAUUCUGGUUUGGCGCGUGGUGGCCAAGAGCAAGAAGUCGUGCAGUGCUGUCUGCACGGACGUCCUGCGCUCGCACAAGGACAUGGUCCAGGAUCUGCUGCUCGUCAACGACGAGACGCUCGUGUCCUGCGGGAUGGACUCGCUCAUCAAAAUUUGGGAUCCGGCGAGCUUGGAGUGCAAGAGCACCCGGCGCGGCCACAAGCGCGGCGUCCGAAAGCUCGUCAAACACUCGGACUCGGUGUUCGUGAGUACGGGGUUUGAGCGAGACAUGCUCGGAUGGGACGUCUCGGGGCUGAGCAUCGCGCCCAUCUUCAAGCUCUCGGGACACACGUCGCCGAUCCUGUGCAUUCAAACGAUCCCGCAACUCGGCCAAGCCAUCAGCCUCGACGACGAAGGCAGCUACUUCAAGUGGUGGAACAUGACCAACCUCGUGUCCAUGGACGACAACGACCGGUGUCUCCAGACCUUUCGCUUUGGCAACGGCCAGUACCCGUGGAAGCCCAACGCGUUUACACUCUUUACGAACGGCGCCACGAUCCUCGCCUCGGGCUUCCAUUUGAAAUGGAUCCACCGCGUCCGGCUCAAGCCCAAGCACUAUGCAUCCAGCGCGAUCGUGUUGAACACGACCACGUUGACGCUCCUCACAACGACCGACCGCGACGUUCAGAUUUGGGACGCACAGAAAGGGACACUGUUGCAUGUGUUUCGCGGCCUCUGUCGUAGCGACAUCACGCACGUGGUCUUAGACGCCCGCGAGCGCAAAUUUGUGCUCUCUACGCUCGGCGGCGACGUGCUCGUCUUCAACUACCUCAACGGCGCGCUUCUCAAGAGCUUCCCGCGCCACUCGGGCCAAGUGUCGUGCAUGCUGUACUGCAAGGAGGACGAGGUCGUGCUCACGGCGUCCUGGGACCGGUCGCUUCGUCUCUACGACGACGACUCGAAGAAGCCCCUCCUGCGCUGCAUUGCGCAAGCCCAUCGCGCCGACAUCAAGUGCAUGGCCUACUCGUACCACCUGGGUCUCGUCGCAACCGGCAGCGCUGAUGGCUCGCUCAAAAUCUGGGAUUACGUCUACUUUCUACUGGAGCAAGCGUACAGUGAGCACAGCGUCGAGGUCAACGCGGUUGCGUUUCUAGACCCGCACCCAAUCGUACUCAGCGGCUACGAGAACGGCAUGAUCGUGCUGCACUCGGUUCGACCUGCAGCUCAUCCCACGCGUCUCUGCCAGUUUUCGAUUGACGCCGCGAGUCCCACGGCCUCUGUCGCGACCUUGAACACGCUCUACGACCCGUUUGGCGGUGACGCCGUUGCCGAAGGCAUCACGAGCGGUCGACAGCUCGUCUAUGUGGGCGACUAUAGCGGCAUGCUUCGCUGCUGGGACCUCUACCCUGUGCUGCGGCAGCACCAAAUCGCCGCCGCCGACGAGUCGCUCUUGCCGCACACGUCCAAGUCAUACAACCCACGGCGCCGCAUCGAGCGGGACGGCGACGGCACUGCCGCCACCGUCGACCGAACAACGUCGGCGCCAAUCAUACCGGCGCCGCCCGUGACGAGUGCGUGGCAAGCGCAUACGAUGGCCAUCAAGUGCGUCACGCUCGUCGAGUCGCCCGUCGCUAACCCGGCGACCAAGAAGCAGCCAAAGCUGCUCCUUGAAACCAUCGACACGGCGCCGUCCGCAUUCGUGCUGCAGCACCUCGGACCAGACAUCCCGCGCAAGCCGACGCCCAAGCCCCGUCGACGCCACGUCCCAGCCCUCGCCGCGUCGGCCUCGGCUCCGACCCUGUCCAAACCAAUCAAGCUGCGCCGGGCAUCGUCGCUUCGAUUUGAAAAGAUGUUGGCAAGUGCACCGAGCCUCGACAGCAUCAUCGGAAUGCCGCUGACCACAACUGCGGUACCGGUGGCGGGAAGUCCCGAGAAGACGCUCGCUCGCUUUGAAGCGAUGAUCGCCGACCGACCGCUUAAGGCCGCGUCGCAGAAAAAACCAGAAUCGAGUGCAUCGCGACAGGGCUCUGGCAACGUCACGCACGUCGUACUGCCUGCUGUCACCACCACCACCACCACCAGCAGCGUCAGCAGCAGUCCGCCCAAGCCUCUGAAAGCCCUCAAGUCUCCAGCGCCCGGUGUCAAGGACACGGUCGACGCGGAUCGUCGCAUCUUGCUCCAGCCGCUCUUUGGCCCGUACCCGCGCGACCACGUGCUUGAAGUGUGCCGCAUUUUCGUCCGCAUCGACGUCGACAACAGCGGAGUCAUUGAGACGAGCGAGUUUGUGGAGAAGUUGUCGCAACUCGAAGGCGACGACUGGCGCGACGCCCUGAACACGGUCUUCCGCGACCUCGACCAGGACCACAACGGCAUGCUGGACAUGCCCGAGCUCCUCAAGGCCAUGUUUCCCAGAGCGUCGACCCGCGUGCAGGACGAGAUGCUGCAGUUUGCGCGGCUCGCGGUGGCUUCCGAGCGGCACGAGAAGGCCAAGGUCCGAGAACUGAGCCCGAAGGCGCUGGCGGACAUCACAGCGCUCUUCCACCUCUUCGACGUCGACAACAGCGGCGCGAUCGAGCCGGUCGAGCUCCUCCGCGAGUUCAAAGCCAACGAACGCCGCUUCUACGACAAGCAUCCCGAGCGCAGCAUCGCCGAUCGGUGGCAGCUCGCCGACAUUGUCAAGAUCUUUCAGCAGUACGACGCGAACGCCAACGCGAGCUUAGAACUCGACGAGUUCAUUGAGCUCUUCCGCGACAGCUUUUAA
Molecule: messenger RNA, 3129 nt
Organism: Saprolegnia parasitica CBS 223.65
Lineage: Eukaryota; Oomycota; Saprolegniomycetes; Saprolegniales; Saprolegniaceae
Exons: 14
Molecular function (GO): calcium ion binding; protein binding
Source: RefSeq, a predicted model, not a curated record